AUGUCGACCCUCUCGGAGCCCCGGCGACCGCGUCUGCUCCCUCAGAACCGCAAGCUGCGCCAUCUCAAAGGUCUCUCGUUGCGGAAUCUGACCUUUGCCCCGGCCACCUCGCACACCGCCGACGAUGCAGCCGUACUCGGGAGCCCCAGCAAGCUCGUCAAGCUACGCGACGCCGGACACCUGCACCCGUCUCGCUCGUCCGACAGCCUGCUCCGGGAUGGCUUGCGCGCCGAGAAGAGACGGCCGCCCGCCCAGCCUCGUAGGACGAGCUUGAGCCUUUCGCAUGCGAGUCCCUCGGUGCGCCAGAAGAAGCUGGAGAGCCUGCUCGAAGCCUCCGUCGGAGACGUCUUCUUCUCGCUCCAUGUGCCCGAGUCCACGGCGCCCAUUUACAUUAGCGAAGUGCGCAGUCGAUCGGCGAACUUCAACUUCCAGUUCUUUGACCUCUCGGCCGAGGAGUCCCCCGUGUCGAGGUCCUGCAUCGUCAGCAUCCGUGUCUGGGCAAAGCGCCCCCAGCAACCGUCGUGGGUCUUCCUCCUCCAAGAGCUGAUAGACUUGCGACGGCUCAACUUCGUCGGCACGCUGAUGGACCGCCGAUUCCCCCCCAACGCCGUCAUACUACACCUCGAAGACGGCGUCUACUCGCUCGACUUCCCUCCCAGGACGGCCGACCCCAAGCAAGCCAGGCAAGCCCCCCCCGCGGCGACAUCUUCGUACAGGGCGCUCAUGAAGCUCGCCAACCUCGACAGUCUGAUCCGAGACGCCGUCGACACCCAGCACGCCGUGACGCGGCAAAUCAACCAGAUCCUCGAGGAGUCCCCGGGCGACCCCGCCCCCUUUGCAGCCCAACAAGUCUCCCUCGCCGACAAGUUGGUGGCCACGCAGCAGCGGGCAAACAAGACGGCCCGAAAGCGACGGGACGAGCUGCUGGACUCCCUCCGCAGCAGGAGGGAGGCGAUCUCCUCGGGCAGACGGGCCCAGGCCGCCGCGCAGCAAGACAUCGCCAACAACCGCGAGAAGCUGGCCGCGUCGGCCGAGCUGCUCCGCAAGACGGGGCAGCAGAUCCGCGGCCAGAGGCGGAGGAUAUGCUCGGAGCUGUCGGACAUGUUCCCCAUCGCCACGGUCCCCGACGCGCCCCCGCUGGCCUUUCAGAUCCGCAACCUGCCACUGCCCAACUCCACGUACGACGCGGCCACGGCCAGGGCAGUCAACGAGGACGUGCUCUCCGCGGCGCUGGGCUUGGCCGCCAUGCUCACCUGGCAUCUGCAGUUCUACCUCUCCUGCCCGCUGCCGUACCCCCUGUCCCCGUGCGGCUCCAGGUCCUACGUCAGAGACGACAUCUCCCACAUGCCCCGGCGGCAGCCCCGGCGGCGCCAGUUCCCGCUCUACCUGCCGCGGGGCGGCUCCACGGUCGCCCAGUGGCGCUUCGAGUACGGCUGGUUCCUGCUGAACAAGAACAUCGAGGCGCUCUGCGCGUCCCAGGGCCUCAAGGUCGUCGACAUCCGGCACUCGCUCCCCAACCUCAAGUACCUCCUGUACGUGUGUAGCGCCGGAACAGACGAGGUCCCCGGGCGCAAGAAGGGCGGCGUCAGGGGCCUCUGGGCCGGCAGGCUAAAGAGCCGCGUGGGCGCCGUGGCAGAGGCCGGCGGCGGCGGCAGCGCCGGCGGCAGCAGGAGGGGAAGCGCAGACGGCGAGGUUGCGAGCCCCGAGCGCGGCGAUGGCUGGGGAGCCGACAGUGGCGUCGGGCUGCUGCCGUUCGGGGACGACGCGAGCUUCACGUUGCGGACCAAGGGGCUGAGAGAGAACGUCGCGUAG
Metarhizium album ARSEF 1941 is the source of this 1812-nucleotide messenger RNA. RefSeq names its product p63 related protein. The transcript is spliced from 2 exons. Gene Ontology annotation, cellular component: endosome; lytic vacuole. NCBI's taxonomy places the organism in Eukaryota, Fungi, Ascomycota, Sordariomycetes, Hypocreales, Clavicipitaceae. Gene Ontology annotation, molecular function: SNARE binding. The record is from RefSeq and is a predicted model, not a curated record. Gene Ontology annotation, biological process: SNARE complex assembly. Bases 1 to 1812 code for a protein of 603 amino acids.